GGGAGAGCUUCCGCAUCAUGGCUUGUGCUUGUUUAAGGGCGGAGCUGUGAGGUUUCCGUCGGCAGGCAGGCGGGCGGAAAUGUUCCAUGCUCCCCUGGCUACCCCCCACUUUCCGCGCCGCUGCUUCCCGGCCUCGGCUUAUCUCAGCAACCUCAGACCGCACGUGAUGACGACCAAUCUACGAUCUAUUCGGAGCCUGAUCCGGACAAGAACGAAAUUCUCCGGGAUUUGGCCUGCGAUGAGCUAUUGCAGAUUCUCGGAACCGAAAACCCACAAGGCUCAACGACAGCUCAGCUCGAGGAGUUUGUUGAGAAGAUUCUUACGCCCCAGGCGCUAGAAGAGAUGAAAGUGCACCUCGGAGACAGGAUGCGGCAAGCAAGGAAGGCUAUGUGGCUCUGGAAAGGACUUCACCUCCAGCUCAGUGAGUUCAGGAGCAUUACUGGUUAUGACGGCCGAGCUGGCGAAGACUGGCACACGCACAAGCGUACUCUAGCCUCAACAUCCUGGAAAAACAGCUACAAACCUACCGUGGAGGCACAUCGGAGGUUGGCAGCCUUCACCAAAGAGAGAAAAGCGAACGGGGACUGGUUCGAAGGAGAAGAUUUCGCGGGAAACUUGGCCCUGUUCUACGACGCGCUACUUCAAGCUCCGAACUGCGGUGCCGAGGACCUGGUUAGGGGUUCAAGGGGUAUAAUGAAGAGCUUCUGGCGUGGUUCAAGCACUGAGGGAGGGAUGAGGAUUCUAUAGAUCGUCGGACGAUGGGACGAUGUCGUUUCAUGCCGCUUAAAGGGACCACACUUUUCUCGGUUUUGCGGUCGGCACCGUAAAAGAUACAUUUCUGCGUAGAGCGAAAUGCGCAUUUGGUCGAAGGGGAUUCCGCCUUGCAGUGCCGCCGUUUGCAGCAGAAACUCUUCGAGUUGUCGGUUCGGCAGUAAGCAUCGGAGGCGAAUGUAUCUUGGUAUUUCCAAC
Trematosphaeria pertusa is the source of this 969-nucleotide messenger RNA. RefSeq lists its product as uncharacterized. Lineage: Eukaryota; Fungi; Ascomycota; Dothideomycetes; Pleosporales; Trematosphaeriaceae. The coding region runs from base 367 to 747 and encodes 126 amino acids. The record is from RefSeq and is a predicted model, not a curated record. The transcript has 2 exons.